This is a messenger RNA of Eufriesea mexicana, 1281 nucleotides long. RefSeq lists its product as uncharacterized. The transcript has 6 exons. Lineage: Eukaryota; Metazoa; Arthropoda; Insecta; Hymenoptera; Apidae. The record is from RefSeq and is a predicted model, not a curated record. The coding region runs from base 166 to 1281 and encodes 371 amino acids.
UGUUUCGAUGAUGGUAAUGAGUUUUGUAUCGACGAGGACGACAUACUUUCAGUGGAUCUUUUACCGGGGACCUUUUUGUUUGCGGAUCAACAAGUAAGCGAUAACACAACGAAAGAUUCUGAGAGUGAAGUGGUAGAUGGAUCCAUUUACAAAGCGCUAAGUGAAAUGGAAUAUCACAGGAAAAAGAUGAAUGAAUACUUGUGUCACGGUUACAUGGCUGAGGAAAUAGUAAAAGUAAUGAAGUCACCUAGAACUAAAAGAAGACUCGAUAUGACAGAACAGGGUGAUACGUAUGAUUUAAUGGACAACGAUAAUGUCACUGUUCACGACAAAUUGUUGGCGGACGAAGGUAGUUCAAAAUACAAAAACUGGCUACAAAGAAGGACAACCUUGGACGACGUGUAUCGACAUUAUAUCCCACAAAAGAAAAUGAAAAAGAAGCUCGGUGUUCACAACGAAAAUUUCGAUGAAUUCGAUGGUGAGGUUACUGGCUACGCGAUGCAAGCCCCUUUACCUUCCGGUAAAGUAGGUCUCUAUGGAGAACAUAACGAAGACGAGGAUCACAUGCUUUCAUCCUCUUCGGGACACAAUAUUUAUUAUGGUCCUGCCUACGUCCCUGCUUACGGUCACGGCGGUGAGCAUUAUGUCCAUCAUACUGAAACCUUUCCCGCUGUACACGAGGAACACUACUACACUGCCCCUAUCUAUCAUGAUCAGGAAGAAGAUUACUAUAAACCUUCCUACAAAGGAAAGGGAAAUGAUCUAUCGAUAAAGGACUUCUUUGAGAUUGCUCUCACUGCUCUGGCGUUUCUAGCCUUUGGGUUAUUCAUUAUACAAUUGCUAAUGAAUGCCACGACCAACAUGAAUACCACCAUGGCGACAGUGACUACGGUUAGACGCGUGAAGAGAAAUACCGAUGGAUUACCUUUAUCAUAUGCUAGCCACGAAGAUUUGAACGAGUUGUCUUACAGUGUCCUAAGAAGUAUAGAGGCCGCUCUUGUCGCUGACAUGGAUUCCGGUAACUGUAUUCGCAGAGUCCUUUGCGAAAAUAAUCAACGCUCUACACAGAUUAAAGAUGCACGUAAAAUUUGGGUACCUGUUUGGAGUUUAGGAAUGAGUUGGGUAUCUGGCAGGAUGUUAAAGAAAUCUCCGUGGUCGGCAAUGUUGGAUUCUGUAAAAGCUUCUAUUCUCGGCCUGGGUGGCGCUGACUGUUCUCUCUUGUAUCCUGACUGCGAUCUGAAGAAGGAAAGAAGCAAGAGACGUAGAAGACGUAGAAAGUAA